UAGGGGAUCUGGACGACCUUGCGAUCAUACGCCUUUUUACUUCCUUGGUUUCGUGUAGGGUGUGUUGUUUGUGCCGCGAGUAUACACCCGUCGCAUCGUUCUGUCACUGAACGCUUAAUUGACUUAACCGCUCGACUCGCUGGCCCAACGGAGGACUUUCUCCACGACUUCAUCCACCCCCAACCUCCGACGAGACAUUCAAUAAACCUCUCCAAACAUCCCCCAGAACCACGCAUCUAUCUGCCAGAGAAAUCCAACUCCCUCACGCCUCGACCUCACCCGGUCGUCCGCCCGUCCAAAAUGUCACACUCCAAGCGCAACACUUCCCUCGCCUUCUUCACCUCGUACGAGCGCGACUCCCUCAAAUCAUCCUGGGGCUCGCAAUCGACACGCCUGACGCGCGACUCCUUCCUCCCCUUCGGCUCGUGCCAGCUAUGUCUCCUCUCCCCCGCCAUCGACCCCGUGUGCUGCGCGGACGGCGACCUGUUCUGCCGGGAGUGCGCGGUGGAGAACCUGCUGGCGCAGCGCAAGGAGAUGAAGAGGGUGAAGCGCGGGGAGGAGAGGAGGCGGGAGGAGGAAGAGGGGGAGAGGGAGAGGGAGGACGAGGAGGCGAGGAGGAGGGCGGUGGAGGAAUUCGAGAGGGUGCAGAUGGGGUUGGAGGUUAAGUUCAAUAGCGGUGGGGCGAAGAUCGUGGGGAGGGAGGACGGGAAGGUGGUUGUUGAGCGGACGGUCGAGGACGCGGACGGCGAGAGCAGGGGCAAGAAGAGGAAAUUCGAACUCGACGAGGAGGAACUGAAGCGCAUCGCCUUGGAGGAGAGGUCCCGCGCCCGCCUCGCGCUCGACGAGGAGAAGAAGGCUUCGAAGGCGGUUCUCCCGAGCUUCUGGGUGCCGUCCCAGACGCCAGACACGAACCACAAAGCCGCCGACAAGGCCAAACAAUCCCCCACAUGUCCAGCCUCCGACCCAGGCAAACCGCACUCCUUCUCCCUCAAGUCCCUCACCACCGUCAAUUUCACCUACGACGACAAAUCCACCUCCUCAGACCCCCCAUCCACAACCUCAACAUCAACAGCACCAACGAAGACAACAGCACCAACAUGCCCCAGCUGUCGUAAAACCCUAACCAACGCCACAAAAGCCGUCCUCGCCAUCCCCUGCGGCCACGUCCUCUGCAAGCCCUGCGUCGACAAGUUCCUCCGGCCCGAACUCCGGCACGACCGCCACGCGCACGACGACGGGCCCGACCCGGAUACCGUGCACUGCUACGUCUGCGACGCGGACCUCACCACCGACCCUAACUCCGUCGACGACAAAGGCAAAGACAAGAAGGAGAAGAAGGGGAAGAAAGGGAAGGACAAGGACGCGGCGCCGAAGCCGGGCCUCGUGCCGAUUAGGAGUGAGGGGACGGGGUUCGCGGGGGGCGGCAAGGCGGUGGUUAAGAGGGAGGGGGUUGCGUUUACGGUGUGA
Molecule: messenger RNA, 1467 nt
Organism: Aaosphaeria arxii CBS 175.79
Lineage: Eukaryota; Fungi; Ascomycota; Dothideomycetes; Pleosporales
Exons: 1
Coding region: 301-1467 (388 amino acids)
Cellular component (GO): nucleus
Molecular function (GO): ubiquitin protein ligase activity
Source: RefSeq, a predicted model, not a curated record